This is a messenger RNA of Mesitornis unicolor (brown roatelo), 918 nucleotides long. RefSeq names its product putative fidgetin-like protein 2. The annotation marks the transcript as partial. Gene Ontology annotation, molecular function: ATP binding; microtubule severing ATPase activity; ATP hydrolysis activity. The record is from RefSeq and is a predicted model, not a curated record. NCBI's taxonomy places the organism in Eukaryota, Metazoa, Chordata, Aves, Mesitornithiformes, Mesitornithidae. The transcript has 2 exons.
ACCCUGAAGAGGAAGGCAUUCGACGUCGGGGAGGACGAGGUGGAGGGCAGGUAUCGGAAGUACAGCUAUGAGCAGCCAAAGUCCCCCUACCCCAUGUCGGACAACGGCGAGUGCCGGGGCAAUGGCUUCGGGGGCAGCGCCGGGUCCCCCCAGGUGGCUUUCAAGACUGGGAAGAGGCCUGCCGGGAACGACCCCGGCGCCUACACUGGGGUGGGCCGGCCGCCCCGCACCAUCCUUCUCUUUGGUCCCCGUGGCACCGGGAAGACCCUGCUGAGCCGAUGCAUCUCUACCCAACUGGGCUCCACCUUGCUCAAGCUCAGCGGAACAACUCUGCUCUCAACCUGGAAAGCUGAAGCUGAGAAGAUCCUGCAGACUGUCUUCUUCGUGGCCAGCUGCCGGCAGCCCGCCGUGGUCCUCAUCACUGAGGCUGAGUCCUUGCUGGUGGCCCGGGCCGGGGAGGAUGGCAACCACGUGAACCUCAAGUCCCAGCUCCCCUCCUCCCUGGACAAUGUGCCUACCUCAUCCGAUCAGAAUGUGGUCGUCAUUGGGACCACCUCCCGGCCUGGCAGCAUGGAUGAAGCUUCUCACCGCCGCUUUGCCAAGCGGUUUUACAUCUCCCCACCGGACAGCAUGGCGCGGCGGCAAAUCCUCCACCAUGCCUUGGCCCAGCAGAGCUCUUGCCUCAGUGAGCAUGAGAUGGCCUCCUUGGUGCAGCACACUGAGAGCUUCUCAGGCGGCGAGCUGGUCCAGCUCUGCCAGCAUGCUGGGGCCACCACGCUGCGGGGCUUGCCGGCCCAGAUCCAACCCACCUCCUACCAGGACUUGGAGAAGGCCUUCUGCAAGGUGCGCCCCGCCGCAUCCCAGAAGGAACUGGACUUGUUCUUGGAGUGGGACAAAAUGUAUGGCACCCAGCACUGA